Myotis myotis is the source of this 750-nucleotide messenger RNA. It is a transcript of the gene EIF4E1B, whose product is annotated as eukaryotic translation initiation factor 4E family member 1B. NCBI's taxonomy places the organism in Eukaryota, Metazoa, Chordata, Mammalia, Chiroptera, Vespertilionidae. Gene Ontology annotation, molecular function: RNA 7-methylguanosine cap binding; translation initiation factor activity. Bases 1 to 750 code for a protein of 249 amino acids. The transcript is spliced from 7 exons. Gene Ontology annotation, cellular component: cytoplasm; eukaryotic translation initiation factor 4F complex. The record is from RefSeq and is a predicted model, not a curated record. Gene Ontology annotation, biological process: translational initiation.
AUGGCUACCAGCAGCCUUGUCAGGGAGGCUGAGGGUGAGGUCCUAAGGUGGGAGAAGGAGGAAAAAAAGCAAGAGGAAGGGGAGGCAGCAGCAGCAGCAGCAGGAGCAUCAAUGAGAGAGGAGGCUCCAAACUCUCCCUCAACUCUGUUGCCCCUGAGAGGGAAGGCCCGCAGUGAGGGCCCAGGGGAGGCCAAGCUGGAGUUGCACCUUCUGCAGAACAGGUGGGCCCUAUGGUUCUUCAAGAAUGACCGCAGCCGGUCCUGGCAGGAUAACCUGCAACUGGUCACCACGUUUGACACAGCGGAGGACUUCUGGGCGAUUUACAGUCACAUCCAGCUGGCCAGUAAGCUCUCUUCAGGCUGUGACUAUGCCCUGUUCAAGGAUGGCAUCGAGCCCAUGUGGGAAGACGCCAGGAAUAAGCGGGGUGGCCGCUGGCUGGUCAGCCUUGCCAAACAGCAGCGCCACACUGAGCUGGACCGCCUGUGGCUGGAGACACUGCUGUGCCUCAUUGGGGAGAGCUUUGAAGAGUACAGCCAGGAGGUGUGUGGGGCCGUCAUCAACAUCCGAACCAAGGGGGACAAGAUCGCAGUGUGGACGAGGGAGGCAGAGAACCAGAUGGGCGUGCUCUACAUCGGGCGGGUCUACAAAGAGUGCUUGGGACUCUCGACGAAGACCAUCAUUGGGUACCAGGCCCAUGCAGACACAGCUACUAAGAGCAACAACCUGGCCAAGAACAAGUUUGUGGUGUGA